This is a messenger RNA of Esox lucius (northern pike), 5340 nucleotides long. It is a transcript of the gene znf319b, whose product is annotated as zinc finger protein 319b. Lineage: Eukaryota; Metazoa; Chordata; Actinopteri; Esociformes; Esocidae. The transcript is spliced from 2 exons. The coding region runs from base 643 to 2466 and encodes 607 amino acids. The record is from RefSeq and is a predicted model, not a curated record.
UUCCCGUGCCUGGGCAGGAUCUCUGAGGCUAGCCUGUUAGCUAGCUAACGUUGUAAUCCAAAUAUUCUCGCCCUUUUUAGCGGGAGAAUUGCCUAGUUAUCACAUAUAGGCAGGGUGUUAACGGAGUAACCCUCAGGGCAAACUAUAACUGUAGAUAUUUAGUGGUGUCAUUUCGAACGACCCAAAGGCUCUGAAUCCGUCGGCCCUGGAGCAACCCCGCUUGAACAAGAGAGCUGCCAGAUCUUCGACUGACCGAGGCUGCGGAUGUGAAGGGACGUUAGGCCUACGAGGAAUUUGUCAUUUCUGGCAAAAUUGUCUGAUGCAAACGUUACAAAGAACUCCCACUAAAACGUUUAAGUUCAGAAGAGGACUAGAGACACGUGGAGACAGUGGAUUACUUUUUUAAAUGUGUUUUUGCAGAAGGUGUUAUUCCUCUGCAUAUUUUCAGACACAUGUUAAAACGUCCUGCAAACAAACCCUGUUCGUAUUUUGCGAGUGCAGUUGUCGUCCACUGAAAUGGCCGAUUAAAUUACUCCGAUUUCUUCCACUCCGCCCACCUGUCCGUCAAUGUCCUCUUGACUUUUUUCUUCAUAAAAAAGCGAUCGUUACGGUAUAAAACUGAAUCCCUACACGAGAGCCAGGAUGACCGAGGCGUGGCAGCAGCACGCGGUCGCCCCCCCUCCGGUAGUGCACACCAUACCGCCAGGGGCGGAGAAUGCACUGGGCUGCGCUGUCUACGGUAUUGUCCUGCAGCCCGAUCCCGCUCUGCAGCAGUCGCAGCAGCACCAGCACGGCCAGCAGCACGGCCAACAGCACAGCCAGCAGCAGCCCCAGCCCCAGCAGCAGCACCCGGCCCAGGUGCAGCAGCCCUCCCUGCAGGUAGGGGGCGAGGGCGGACACAAGUGUGGGGCGUGUGGCCAUGACAUCUCCCACCUGGCCAACCCGCAUGAGCACCAGUGUAUGGUGAGCCAGGACCGCUCCUUCCAGUGCACCCAGUGCAUGAAGAUCUUCCACCAGGCCACCGACCUGCUGGAGCACCAGUGUGUGCAGGUGGAGCAGAAGCCGUUCGUGUGCGGCGUGUGUAAGAUGGGCUUCUCCCUGCUCACCUCGCUGGCGCAGCACCACACCUCGCACAACAGCACUAACCCCAUGAAAUGCUCCAUCUGUGAGAAGACCUACCGGCCGGGUUCCUCCGGGAACACCACUCCCAGCUCCUCCGCCACCAACCCCCAGCAGCCUUCCGCUGACGGCGCCUCCUCCAGUGGGAGCGCAGCAGUGGGAUCCACUUCCACCAUCACUUUUCCUUCGGCGCGCGACCGGCCCUACAAGUGUUCCGUCUGCCAGAAGGCCUUCAGGCACCUGUCGGAGCUGGCUCGUCACGAGCGCGUGCACACCGGGGAGAAGCCCUUCAAGUGCGAAACAUGUGACAAGAGCUUCAGCCAGUCCUCUCACCUGGCCCAUCACCAGCGCACCCACAGCUCAGAGCGCCCAUUCAAGUGUGCCGUGUGUGACAAGAGCUUUAAGCACCGCUCCCACCUGGUGCGCCACAUGUACGCCCAUUCCGGAGAGCACCUGUUUAAGUGCAACCUGUGUGAACUGCACUUCAAGGAGUCCUCGGAGCUACUGCACCAUCCGUGCCACCCGCAGGGGGCGCGGCCCUUUCGCUGCGCCACCUGCGGGAAGGGCUUCAAGCGGCCGUCAGACCUGCGGCAGCAUGAGCGCACACACUCCGAGGAGCGUCCCUUCCACUGCGAGGAGUGCCAGAUGAGUUUCAAACAGCAGUACGCCCUAGUGCGCCACAGGCGCACGCACAAAAACCCCUCCGACCGCCCCUUUAAGUGCAAUCUUUGUGACAAAGGCUUUCUGCAGCCGUCUCACCUCCUUUACCACCAGCACGUCCACGGCAUGGAGAACCUGUUCAAAUGUGCGUCCUGCCAAAAGGAGUUCAGUCAGUCGGGAGAACUGCUGCGCCACAAGUGCGGCGAAUCGUCCUCUUCGUCUAGGGACACGGACAAGCCCUACAAAUGUGACGUGUGUGGCAAGGGAUACAAGAAGAGUUCGACACUGCAGAGGCAUCAGAACUCGCACUGCCAGGAGAAGCCCCUGAAGUGCUCCCUUUGCGACCGCCGCUUCCUGUCGUCGUCCGAGUUCGUGCAGCACCGCUGCGACCCGUCCCGAGAAAAGCCCCUCAAGUGCCCCGACUGCGAGAAGCGCUUCAAGUACUCGUCCGAUCUGAACCGGCACCGGCGUGUCCACACUGGGGAGAAGCCCUACAAAUGCGCCAGCUGCGAUAAAGGUUUCAAGCAACGGGAGCACCUGGCCAAGCAUCAGAGUGUGCAUUCCAGAGAUGCCCAGUUCAAGUGUGUUUGGUGUGGAGAGCGCUUUGGAGACCUGGGAGCUUUGCAGGAGCACACAGUCCAGCACACAGCUGAAGGAGGGGGUUACCCUGUGCCACCUUGCAUAUAGUUACGCCCCUCCGUUCUGUACAAGUUCAUAGCAAACGUCCCUGUCUACCAUUAAUUUGCAGCACCCAGCUUAACACACUUGAACUGGGCAUCUCUGGAGUGCACACUCUGGUGCUUUCCAGAGAUGCCCAGUUCAAAUGCUUUGGAGACCUGGGAGCCUUGCAGGAGCACAGUCCAGCACACAUCUGAAGGAGGGGGUUACGCUAUGGUAGGUUACUAUGUGCCACUUUGUGCACUCUGUGCCAUAUAGUUACUCCCUUCCUUCCCUUCUUUUCCAGGCCAUAGCAAAUGUCCUUGCCUACCCGAAUUUGCCCCCAGCUUAUUGAAUCCCUGCCUUCACUUUCCACGAAUCCCAUACAGCUAAUAAUUGUGUAAUAAAAAAUGGAAGUCACAGCUUCUCAUUGUACUGCCAAGUGUCACUGAUUUAGGGCUACGUUCUGAAAGACCGAGGAUAAGAUAUCACAGAGGAUGAAAUUUAGAUUUGACCUUAAACUCUUAUGUUGGAUUUUUCUUACCUGUUUCAUCCUCUACUGAAGCAACUGCCCGGUAAUGGCGAUUAAAAAAGAAAUGUAAAUCACCACAUUAGCCUACAUUUCUGUUGAUGAAAAGCUUUGUGUUUGUAAAUACGUUACCUUGUAGAUUUGUAAAGAAAAGGGGAUGUGGACCAGUUCCCCUUGUGACGACCUGGUCGGCUGGUCUGUAAGUGUUAAGGGUUGCACCAUGACCCAGAACUAUUCUUUUGCCAACAGUGGUGUCACUCAAAACCAUCUACAGAGAUCCUGCAUGCAGUAAUUUUCCAUUCUCCUAUCCAGGAUACUCGACUGAAAUUAUUGCUAGGUUUCAGCUGCUGCUACAGUCUGCUGACAGCCUCUUGUGUUUUUUAUUUUGGAAUCAACUACGCUGUAUCAACUCGGAUUUCAAAUGUUUUUGUUGGGUGGGUGGAGGGUCAAGAUUGUGUGUUGCUUACUUUUCCACAACCUCAUAUCACUGUAGUAGCAGUGUAUGCAGAUACACUAAAAUCAGACACCUCUUUACCCUUUGUGCUUUAGUAUUUUUAAGCUAUUUAUGUAUAAGUAUCAACUCCACGACUCAAUUUUUCUUUUUUUUUUACAUGGGGAGGGGGACUUUAUUGUGCUAUUGUGAAAUAUUACAAAUAUUUGUGAGUGUAUGUGGAAGUAUAUGUGGCCAUCAUUGUGGCAAAUAUAGUUUGUACCAAAACCCCAUUGUACUGCACCAGAUCCUAAAGGUGUGGAGAUUAACCAGCUGAAGUGUCAUGACAUCUCACUGCUAUAUAGAAAUGAUAUAGAAAUAUAUAUUUCACACUAUUAUACAGUUAAUAUUCUUACAGAAAUCAGUGUAGACUGUACUGAAAAUGUCUAAACUCUGAUCAAGUCUCCUCUUAUUGAGUGUAUAUAGUACAGUAUGUAUGCGAGUAUGUUUACUAGUUCAGUUAUAGGCAUUGUCUGUUUCUAAAACUGCAUUGGCUGUUUUGUAUGUUACUACUUUUUAAUCAUAUGGGGACUUUUUUUUAAGUCAUGGUGGUGAUGGUAUGUUGCAAGUUUCUAAGGACAGCAUCUAAAUCCAAACCCAACAGGUAUUCUGACCCCUCAUGCUCCUCUGAGUUCAUUUGGGUAAAUGAUGUUGAAUCAUUUCUGUGAAAUUGGAAUCCUGGCUAUAAAGUGGAUUGAGUUAAACAUUCAGGGCUGGUUUCGCAGACACCGAUUAAACCUCGUCCUGGACUUAAGCCAAGCUCAAUCGAGAUUUUUUAUUUUUUAAUGUUUUUUUAAUGUUCAAGACUAGGCGUAAUCGGUGCCUGCGAAACUGGCUGUCGGUUUUGAAUUUUGGCAGGUCUGUAUAGUUUUAGUUAACCCCAUUUGUGAAAAACAUUUGCAGUAUAUUCGUGCAGAUCAUGUUUUUAAGAUGGUUUCCUUACCAAAAAUGGGCUGAUACAGCUUGAUUGCAAAAAACUAUGAAUUUUCAUCCUCUAGUCUUUAAUUAAGGCACUAAAAUUCAACUUGGCUCAAAUGAACCUCAACUUAUUUUCUGUGCAGGUGUUUGUUCUUUUGCAAGUGAAGCAUUUCUACAGGGCAUAUUUGUCCCAUCUGGUGGUGGAAGUGACGUCUGAGUGCAGUAUUGAUGAAGUAUUUUAUGGUAGAAGGUAGUAACUCGGAGGAAGGUUAUUAUUUCACCAGUUCCAGUAAAGACUGCUUGGCCUUAAUCUGGGGUCAGGAUUAUUUAGAUAUCCAAUCUACUCCAGACCUUACUGCCUCCAUGUUGUGGCUUUUUUUCCUUGUACUGAUGUGUAUUUUUGUUUUCUCCAUUGCCAUUGAGGUGUGAAUUAGUGUCAUAUGUCUGUCUUAUGUUAAAAGUGUUGUGUUCAUGUCUUUCAUCUGGCAUUAAGACAACAAUCAGAGAGCAGUUGGGAAUUUUAAUAUCACAAAAAGUACUGUAUGUUUGUUUUUUCAUAUUUUUUUCUCCAUUAAUUUUGUUUUAAAAUCUAUAUAAAUAUCUAUAUACUUGGAAGGAGUUAACAGGGCCUUUGUGAUGGAAUGGGGAAAAUGUUUGACGGAAGGGUCAUUAGGACUGAUUGACAUGACUUUUGAUCUGGUGUAGUGCAUAACAAUUAGCCCCUGCCUGUGACCCUUGUUUCUCUGUUCUGUGCAUGCCUGCUGUGUUAGUUCAUGUAAUCUGUCCCAGGUCUUAGUGCUUCGGAAAGCACUUAUUCCUCUUAUACCUUUUUUCAAAUUGUAGUAUGUGAAUGAUGUAGUAAAAAGAAUUGUGACAACGUACAGUAUGUGUACAUUCAUGCUAAGAUAACUGUAUGUAGCAUUCAAUAUACACAGCACUAACAAAUAAACUUUUUUCCAUUUAUAAA